This is a messenger RNA of Cyprinus carpio (common carp), 1990 nucleotides long. RefSeq names its product riboflavin kinase-like. The record is from RefSeq and is a predicted model, not a curated record. Gene Ontology annotation, molecular function: riboflavin kinase activity. Gene Ontology annotation, biological process: riboflavin biosynthetic process; FMN biosynthetic process. Gene Ontology annotation, cellular component: mitochondrion. NCBI's taxonomy places the organism in Eukaryota, Metazoa, Chordata, Actinopteri, Cypriniformes, Cyprinidae.
CUGUGUGAUGAUGAUGAGUGCGACACACAGUUGACCAACCGGUCACGUUACAGUUCUGUAAUAUCACCUCUUCGUCUCAUCUCAAGAUUCACAGCAGCUGGGAUCGAAACUCAAAGGCUCCUCGCUAUAAAGCUGCUAUUCGCUGGGUGAAGGGUCAGAUUAGAUAAGAGAGAAGAGUCAAGAAUCAGUCCGCCGCGCCGGCUCGCUGUAAACACGGUAAACGCGUCGACAUGAGGAGCUUACCGUAUUUCUGCCGGGGACAGGUGGUCCGCGGAUUCGGUCGAGGAAGCAAAGACCUGGGCAUCCCAACAGCGAACUUCCCAGAGUCGGUUGUGGACACUCUCCCCGCUGACAUUAGCACAGGAAUCUAUUACGGAUGGGCAUGCGUGGAUAACGGAGACAUUCACAAGAUGGUGAUGAGCAUCGGCUGGAACCCUUACUACAAAAACACUAAGAAAUCCAUAGAAACGCAUGUGAUCCACACUUUUAAGGGAGAUUUCUACGGUCAGAUAUUGAGUGUGGCCAUGGUCGGCUACAUUCGCCCUGAGAGAGGAUUCGAAUCUCUUGAUGAGUUGAUAGCAGCGAUUCAUAGUGACAUUGAGGAGGCGAAGAUAAAGCUGGACCUGCCUGAGCACUUGAAACUGAAAGAGCAUCAUUUCUUCAAGACGUCAGUGUCGACAAGAGCCAAUCAGAUCUUGAACGGUCAUCGACUGUAACAUUCACUUUCACCAUCACCUAUUUAAAGCCCGUUUAUUACUUAUGCAGUUUGUUGUUUUCUUUGUGUUAGAAAGAUUUCUGUCCCCGUGUGCUGCUUUGGUCAAGUGCAGGCACUAUAUGUAUUUGUUCAUAUGGUAUCAUUGCGUAGCCCUGUUGUUUCUAUAUUUAUCGCAAAAAGGAGGAUUCAGGUUACUUACUGGUGAAUGAAAAACACAGAGCCCUUCCCAGAAUUCCAUUUUAGAAUAGAAUAGAAUUCCUCCACCUUCACUUUAAUUUCAUUUUAGUUUUAACAAUAGUCAAAAUUGGCGUACCUCCUAUUUUAAGAUAAAAUGAAUGCUUUUUAUGGUUCUCAGAGAACCGUGCCCAGAGGUGGAAGUCCAAGGUUGAGAUAAAGCCCAGGUUGUUUGUAAUAUGAGCGCAAAACUGGGCAGAUGGAGAACAAACAGUGACUGAAGACAAAGUUAAUUAAUUUAAAUGGUCUUUUAAAUAUUUAAAUGUGUACAGAAGCUCUGCAUAGCAAACACUUGCUACUGUCUACAUGUGUUUUACUAAACCUUAACCUAAAAUAAAAUUGUACCCCACUUUCUUUUACUCUGAUACAUUUAGAGUUUACAUUAGUAAAGACACUCAAGAGUCAGGUUAGAUCAUGUAGAUUUACAAAUGAUCUUCUGAUUUACCUUAUAUCAUCAUGUUGUGUUCUUGUUGAUCUGAUGCUAGAAACACGUGCUGCUGGUUUAGUGUUAAACUGCAGCAAUCCUCUGUACAGGUGCGUCCACGACGUUAUUAGCGAGAUUUCACUGGCAAAAGAAAUGUUGAUUAAUUAUCAGUAGAGUGGGGAUGUAUGUUUACACAGAAAUCGGUUUCAAACCAAAUUUUCGCCACUUUCUGUUGGACAGAGCCGCAAAUCUGUGUGUGGUUAACAGACACGUGGACUUGGAUUUUGGCCGCGAAAAUUCGCUGAAGAACGGAAAAUGUGAUCGCACCUUAAUUUAGGAAUUAUUAGUAAAACGUUACUCUUUAAAAGCUGUUUGUUGAUUCUGUUACCUUCACCAUCUAUAUUCAUCAGACUGGGCCUUUAAUUGUUGAACCGCUGCUUCUGUAUAUAUCUGAUACUGUGUGCAUAUGUUUUCUGUUUCUUUUUUUCUUCUUUCUUGUUGUAGGUCAGGGCAGUGCCUUAAGUAUGUGAAAUCAGACUUAUUAAUAUACAGUGCACAACCAAGCAUUCCUUCAAUGUUGAGACCUGCUUGUAAGCAUUAAACAAAAAUGCCUUGUU